Paralichthys olivaceus (Japanese flounder) is the source of this 2875-nucleotide messenger RNA. Lineage: Eukaryota; Metazoa; Chordata; Actinopteri; Pleuronectiformes; Paralichthyidae. The record is from RefSeq and is a predicted model, not a curated record.
AUGUCCAACCUGUCAAAUGACAAGCAGCAGCAUACUGGCCUAGAUACAAGAAAUAGGAAAGCACCAGGCGCCCUAAAUGAGAAUCGAUUCAAAAUCUAUGAAAUCACAAGACUGGAUGAUGUGAAAGGUCAAUUAGUCCUUAACCUCUCAUUUCUUCUGUGUGCAGGUGACGUGCCGUACCUUAUGCCAGACAAGGCAUUUGAAGGCAGCAAACUGGGGGUUGACAACAUUGUCUUGGCAUUAUACAGCGGCCUCUUCGCUUUUGGAGGCUGGAACUACCUGAAUUACGUAACCGAGGAGAUGAUCAAUCCAGAGAGGAACCUGCCUUUGUCUAUCAUCAUCUCCAUGCCCAUAGUGACUGUGGUGUAUGUUCUGACAAACCUGGCCUACUUCACCACCAUCUCUCCUGAAGUUAUGGUCGAGUCUGAGGCUGUUGCCGUGAGUUUCGGGGAGUACCAUCUGGGUGUGAUGUCCUGGCUGAUUCCUGUCUUUGUGGGACUGUCCUGCUUUGGCGCCGUCAACGGAUCUCUCUUCACCUCAGCACGCUUGUUCUAUGCUGGAGCUCGAGAGGGUCAACUCCCCGCAGCUCUGGGGCUGGUUCACACAGACCUUUUCACUCCAGUGCCGUCCCUCAUCUUCACAUGUUUGCUGUCCAUGAUGUACGCCAUCUCCCAGGACAUCUUCUCUGUCAUCAACCUCUUCAGCUUCUUCACCUGGCUUUGUGUUGGUAUGGCCAUCGGAGGUUUGAUCUGGCUGCGCUUUACCAAACCCAACCUCAGGAGGCCCAUUAAGGUGUAUCUGUUCAUCCCUGUGACUUUUGUUUUGGGCUGUGUCUUCAUGAUCGUCGUGUCGUUCUGGGCGGCUCCCUUCGAGUGCCUGGUCGGCAGCAGCAUCAUUCUCACAGGUAUCCCAGCGUACCUACUGGGCUACAAGUGGAAGAAACCCCAUGUGGUCAGGAAGAUGCUGGAAAUCUUCACCAUGUUCUGUCAGAAGAUCUUCAUGUCUGUUCCUGAAGAGAGGGAGAAACACGAGGCGGUGGAGUGAUGCUGCACACUCUCAACAAGAUGAAGGACUGACGCAAUCACAUUUUUGUCUAAACAUUCUCAAAGUGUUUACACUCAUUCAUGCGUGAUUCAGCUACAGCAGUUUAUAUUUUUAAACCUUAACCAGCCAGGUAGUUGGUAUAUUUAAGAGGAGCCUGGCAAUCUUGGUUAAAGAGUUUUUUUAUUUAUGUAUGCCCUUGUGUACAAAGUAAGUUGACAUAUAUUUAUGAACACAACAAUGUCAACAAAGUCUAAUCUUAAAGUCGGGAUUUGAAAUUCAGACGUUUUACUCUGACUUUUACUCAAUAUCUGUUUCACAGUUACAUCACAUGUUAAUCCUGGUCAAUGCUUUUAUUUUUCAUGUUAGUUAGAGAGUCAAUGUCCCAGUCACAUACUGAAAUUGACUGUCCACAGAAAAACACAACGCCAGAAGCUCCAGAAACUCUAAAAGUGGCCUCAAACAACAAGUUCGCCAUAAACUAAAUGUACUAAUGAGAAUUUUUUCAACCCUCUUUACAUUUGCUAAACACUAACAAACAGAACCCCACAUAGUUUAUUAUAGUUUAGAGUUUUAGAGAAUAUCAUACCUGUUAGUCAAAGUUUAAAAGACCUCAUAUGAGAAAGACUCAGUGUACAGAGCAUAAAUAAAUAAGGUUGUGGUUAAUUAAUGACAGUAAAUCUGAAAACAAGUCCACAGCACUAAAGCACAAAAAGGAUAAAGCUGUGUAUGUGAUGUUUCCUUAAGAUGUGUUGCUGUGAAACAGGUCUGUUUCUCGUAUCGUUUUAUUUUCAGAGUCAGUGCUCCAUGUGUAAUGCUAUUUGAUGGAUAUCUGAGAAUCUGUAUAGAUGUUAUGUUAGCAGCUGUAUUUAGAAAACUUCAUUGUAGUGUUUUGUAUCUUUUAUCCAUGAUCUGUGCCAGCUGUGGUGGUGCUGAUGUUUUUUUUAAUUUUUGUCUUAUUGUCACUAUAAGACCAAAAUGAAUGUUGCAAAUUAAGUUUUUAAAAAAAUAGGAAGUUGCCUAUAAAGUCAAAAAUUUAAAGUGAAUAUCUUUUUCCGUAGUUAUUAUAAGCGCUUUCCCAGUCCACUCCUAACCCCAGAGGAAAUGAAGCCUCUGAGGAAUAUGAAGGAGGAUGGAAUUUGCACGGACUGAAAAAAAUAAAUAAAACAACAGUCCCCUUAAAUGUCAACAUUUUAUGCGUUCCAUCAGCCUCUGCUGAGCAUUCACUGAGUGCUGACAAUCCAGUGUGAAAUCAACAAUCAACUGGAUGCAGGUUGGUCAAGGACAAAUAAACAGAAAGUGACUUUGAAACAGAAACAAAGAGGCAAACGCUGCCAGUUGAAUACUUCCAACAUGUUUAUUCUCCUAGUAACAUCCUUUUCAAACAACUGGAGAUGAAAUGUCUUUAUUAUUCGGAAGGCGCUCUACAACCAUCAUUAUGCUUGUUAAUAGAAGUGGACCAAGGCAUCAAGAUAAAUCAAUUACAUUUUAAAAACACCAUCAUGGCAAUGUAUUCACAUGUAAAGAGAGAGAGGGAAGGGCGUCCCAAAAGCAGAACCCCCCCCCCCAGUACUGGUGGAUUUAAAGAACGAUGUAAAGAAAUGUUAGGGUAAGGGUUCGUUUUUUUUUUUUUAUAUUAAGCAUCAACAAACAGCACAGUGCUUGAAGGAUGUGAUGAUAAAGCCUUUAAUGGUGUUUGCCUAACAAAUCAAAUGUUAUGGAGGAAAAAAACACUCUGUUAGCAUAUUUGUAAAGUACCGAUGUCAGCUAUUGUGACUGUUGCAUGUCAGUGACCAUGGCAGGUACAUGUAAUAAUAAACAUAUUUUUGUUCAA